Messenger RNA from Hirsutella rhossiliensis, 1812 nucleotides. RefSeq names its product LysM domain-containing protein. The record is from RefSeq and is a predicted model, not a curated record. Lineage: Eukaryota; Fungi; Ascomycota; Sordariomycetes; Hypocreales; Ophiocordycipitaceae. The coding region runs from base 1 to 1812 and encodes 603 amino acids. The transcript is spliced from 2 exons.
AUGACCGAGCCGCGCAUACCGGCCAAGGCCUCGUCGCGCCUGUCCUCCUCGGCCCUGGCGGCCGCCGGCUCAUCUCCAGGCGUCGUUUCGAGCUCCGUUCGCUCUCGAUCCCGGCGCCUUGUCAGCAGCGGCCAAGGACAAGACGCCGACAAUCUCGGCCAUCUAGAGAACAGCGGUGGCGUCUCGGCCAAUCGCUUUGUAAGCCCUCCGUCGGCUGGCCGUCCAGAUGCGAGGCCCGGACGGGACGAUGGCCCCGGCACCGUGGCACAGUUUCUCGGCGAUUCAUGGUCGCAAGGCUGGAGCUCGGUCCAGGAGCUUGCCGGCAUGUUCUUGCCAGCCGGUGACGAUAAUAAUGGAACGAGAGCGCUACAGUCUCCGUCCCGUUCCCGAGUCCCAGCCCGACCCCACGCCCGGGCACGCGAACACUGGAGCAGCAGCGCCGGCAAAACCUCCAAUGCGUGGGGGCCGACUCCUCCUCUGCACAAAUCAAGGCUGGAUGAAGUGGCUGCCGGGUCUGUCGCUGAGAGAGAAGCAGCACUCAAGGCGGCACGGACAGCAAGCGUUUUGGAAAGCCACGAUGGCGUCAAUGGCGGCCUGGACGUCAUGGGCAGGCAUAAACGUCGAAAUUCCGGCGAAGAUGCCUCCGCUAAUCCGCAGCCGGAAGAUUGCCUCGUCUAUAUACACCAUGUCCAGCCCGACGACACAUAUGCUGGACUCAUACUCCGGUACAAGUGCAGGGAGGACGUUUUCAGAAAAGCCAACGGACUGUGGUCAAGAGACAGCAUCCAGACACGCAAGUGGCUGGCAAUACCGGUCGAUGCUUGUGAAAUCCGGGGCCGCCCCUGCGUUGAAGCGCCAUCGUGGCAAUGUUCCCCACAGACCGAUCUCCUGGCGUCGACACCUGGGGUCCAUAACGAGUCGCUGUCCGGCGAUCGAACCGACCAGGACGACUACUUCAAGAGGUGUGAUGACGCUGGGGCUACCGAAAGCAAGCAAGCGCAGAGUGAGGAAGAACCCUGGAUUCAUGUCAGCUGGGUCCAAAUAGAUUCGUUUCUUCAACCCGUGCAGAUUGGUCGCGUUUCGAGACAGACCUUGGGUUAUUUCCCACCGCGGCGGAAGAAGAGCAUCAGGACCGUCUCGUCCCUCUCAACACCGCGGCAAAGCUCGGAAAUCUACGUUGGGCCCCCCGGCUUCGCAGCGCAUUGCUCGUCUCGGAGACAAAGCCCACUGGGCGGCCGCCCGCAGCCAUCUGGAAGGCCCGUGUCGUUUCACAGCUGCAGGGAAAACGACGCGGAUGACAGCAGGCCUGCCUGGAUGCGUCGCCCGGGCGGUGUCGGCUCCAUGGGAGGGAACAUGCGAGCUCCAGGGCCAGAUGGACUGCCCUCCAUGUCCAUUAUGGGAUCGGAUAUAGCCCGCUUUGGGUUCACGUCGGAGACGUCGGGAAUCGUCGAAAGCCCGUUCGAGGACGGGCGAGACGCCACGUCAGCCUCCCGACAUGGCAACGGCCUGGACAGAGCCGCCGCCGCAGUCGAGGGCUGGCUGCGAGGUGCCUUGGCCAAGCGACCGAGCACGCCAAUGAUUGGGGGCCGGGCUCGACCGACGGGGCUGUCAGCAGGGCACAUUGACAGUGAUCUGAUUGAGUUGGCAGAUACGGGAAGUGAGGACGGCAAACUCUCUACAAACGAUGUGUCAACGGCGCCGCCAGAUCCCUUUUCGGGAGCCAGCGGUCGAAGCGAUGGUGAGGGAUCAGUAAACAGGAGGCCGGUGGUGACUGGGCUCGGCAGUAUGAGAGGUCGCCAGAAGGACGACUAA